AUGCGUUCUACACGGGAGCCUAUAAAGGUAGCAGCUUUGGAGGAGGCAGGGGAGGAGGUGACUGCUGUGGCGUGUGGCGCGCAGUGCACUGCUGCCAUCACCAGGCGGAGGGGGAAGGUGUGUGGCGCGCAGGAGCCUAUAAAGGUUGCAGCCUUGGAGGAGGCAGGGGAGGAGGUGACUGCUGUGGCGUGUGGUGUGCAGUGCACUGCAGCUAUCACCAGGCGGAGGGGGGACGGCCGGGGGAGGGGGAAGAGGGGAGGGGGCAGCGCGGAGCAUGGGGGUGGUGGGGAAGAGGAGGGGGAGGAGGGGCGCCUGUGGGUGUGGGGCCAGAACCAGGUGGUUAUUCAGGUGUCUUGUGGCGACUCACACGCUGCUGCUGUGUCUAGCACUGGGCUGCUGCAGACAUGGGGCUACAACGAGCAUGGGCAGCUGGGCAUCGGCAGGGCGUGCGACGGGCUGCAGCGGCCGCACCUGGUGACCUCCUUUCAGCGCUUCCUGGACGAUCCACCUCUGACCUGCCCGGACGGAAUUCAAAUUGUGGCGGUGGCGUGUGGGGGGUUCCACACCGCUGCUGUUGACACAAGAGGCGAGAUGUCAGGAAAUGGGGAAUUCAAACCCGAAAUCAUGUGCUCCUCUGUUCUCUCCUUCGUCCUCUGUUCUCCAUGCAUGGGCACGUACACGUGGGGAGGGGUGGUGGGGAUGUUGUGUUGCUGGGGCAGCUGGGCCACCUAUGCAGGGGCCAGGUACACGUGGGGAGGGGGGAUGAUGGGACAGCUAGGGCAUCGAACGCUGCAGGCCAGAGGUGGCACGUGUGAGGUGCUGCCGAGGCGGGUGGUGGGGCUGGAAGGGGUGUCAGUGGCGCAGGUGGUUUGUGGCCGCACCCACACAUGCGCUCUCACCCACAGGUGGGCGCAGGGGGGGGAGCGGGUGCUCGUGACGGGGCUUUGUGCGAGGGCUGGUGCAGCGCCAGCCGCUGCUGCUCAUGCCCAAAGGGGUGCGGCUGGUGACCUGUGGGCAGGUGAGAGAGUUGGACAUGGGCGUAUUGGAGCACCUAGACUUCGUGAGAGGGAUGGUGCAGCGCCUUCCACUGCUGCUUAUGCCCAAGGCCGUGCGACUGGUUACUUGUGGGCAGUUGUGCAGGGGGGGAGUGGGUGCCCGUUGCUGGAUUUUGCGAGAGGGCUGGUGCAGCGACAGCCGCUGCUGCUCAUGCCCAAGGGAGUGCGGCUUGUGACAUGCGGGCAGGACCACACGCUAGUGGCGAUGGCAGACGAUCAGGUACUAGGGUGGGGUUACAACAGCUGUGGGCAGGCAGCAACAGGGAGGGAGUCCUACGCAUGGAUGCCCAUGCACGUGGACUGGUGUGUGGGCAAGGUGCAGGCACUGGCGGCAGGGGGAGGUCACUCCGCUGUUCUCACUGUUGCCGACUCUCUGAAGCUUCUUACUGAGUUCCGAUUGGCCCAUUCCCUCGACUUCUCUCUUCGCCGCCCGCGGGGGGGUUCGGAGUGCGUGGGAAGUUUUGACGGGCUGCCCGGGGGCAGGGAAGGGAGUGGAGAGGAAGAGGAUGGUGGGGUGAUACUGCGUUGCCAGCUGGCAUUGGCGGAACGAAUCGUGGAGGAGUCGACUCGUGCGCUACUGCCUGCAGUUCUGGUUCCUCGCUUUCAAGUUCUUCUUUUCGACCGAUUCUCAUCCGAAACUCCUUUCAUGGCGAAAGAUGAGGAGGAGAGGGAUGGAAGGACGGCGCGCAGAAGCAAGAGUAGGAGUCGCAGCCGAAGCAGGGACCGAGACCGAGGUAGGGACGGUGACAAGGUGAAGGAGAGAGAUCGAGGUCGGGAUAAGAAACGAGACCGCGACAAGGAUAAGGCGGGCGACAAGGAUAAGAAAGGCGACAAGGAUAAGGCGGGCGACAAGGAUAAGGCGGGCGACAAGGAUAAGGCGGGCGACAAGGAUAAGGCGGGCGACAAGGUUAAAACGGGCGACAAGGAUAAGGCGGGCGACAAGGAUAAGGCGGGCGACAAGUCGGGAAAGGAUUCCAAGGAAGAUUCGCGGAUGGACGCGAAGGGAGGCGCGGUGGAGGAGGGAAAGGCGGCUGGACAAGUUAACGGUAACGAGACGAAAGAAAACGGGAAACAGAACGGCGAUGCUGCUGCUGCUGCUCCGAAGAAGCAGGAGCCCUUGUCCUUGGAGGAGCUGCUGAAGAAGCGGAAAGAGGAUGCCUUGCAACAGGCCAAGCCUGUGUUUCUGACCAAGGAGCAGCGACAGGCUCUAGCGCUGCAGAGGCGCAAGGCAGAGGCAACGGCUCAGAUGAGAAAAAUUGAGAACCAACGGCGGGCGCUCAGAGGACUCCCUCCCCUGCCUGAUGAGAAUGCAGAGGACGGUGCUGCAGAGGGCAAGGAAAGGGGGAAGGCUGUGGAUGCGGAUGGGGAGGAGGGGAAGAGCGACGGGAAGGAGAAGGGGAAGGGCGAGGAGGGAGGGGCUGGGGGUGGAGGAGCAGGCACGGAUAGGGAGAGAGAGCUGGAGAUGAUCCGAGAACAGUACCUGGGGCUGCGCAAGCCCAAGAAGCGAGUGAUCAAGCCAAGUGAGAAGUUCCGAUUCUCCUUCGACUGGGAGAACACCGAGGACACCUCACGCGACCUCAACCCCCUCUACCAGAACCCUCACGAGGCGCAACUUCUGUUUGGACGAGGUUUCAGGGCGGGUGUGGACAGGAGGGAGCAGAAGAAGCUUGCAGCGAAGAAUGAAGCAGACAUGCGGGCAGCCAUUCGGGAGAAGGAGGGUGUGGAGGAGAGGCCAGAGGAUGCGGAGGCGCAACAGAAGAGGGAGGAGGCUGCCAACGCGUAUGAUACAUUCGACAUGCGCGUUGACCGGCACUGGUCUGAGAAGAAGCUGAGCGAGAUGAAUGAGCGUGACUGGCGCAUCUUCCGAGAGGAUUUCAACAUUGCCUACAAGGGCUCCAAGGUACCUCGCCCCAUGCGCAACUGGGAGGAGAGUGGGCUGUCAGCAGAGCUGCUGAGGGCUGUGAAGGAGAUCGGCUACACCAAGCCGUCUCCCAUCCAGAUGGCUGCCAUGCCCAUCGGGCUGCAGCAGCGGGAUGUUAUCGGCAUUGCCGAGACUGGAUCCGGCAAGACGUGUGCGUUUGUGCUGCCCAUGCUGACGUACAUCUCCAAGCUGCCGCCCAUGACAGAGGCCAACGAGGCAGAGGGGCCGUACGCGGUUGUCAUGGCGCCCACUAGGGAGCUGGCGCAGCAGAUCGAGGAGGAAACGGUGAAAUUCGCCCAGUUCAUGAAUCUCCGGGUGGUGUCGAUCGUGGGAGGGCAGUCCAUCGAGGAGCAGGGCUUUAAGCUGCGCCAGGGCUGUGAAAUCGUCAUCGCCACGCCAGGGCGACUUCUGGACUGCUUGGAGCGGCGCUAUGCCGUGCUGAACCAGUGCAACUACGUGGUGCUGGACGAGGCUGAUCGCAUGAUCGACAUGGGCUUUGAGCCUCAGGUGACAGGAGUGCUAGAGGCCAUGAACACAACGUUCCUCAAGCCAGAGAGCGAGGACGCAGAGCUGGAUGCCUCCCGCAUCUACCGGGUGACCUACAUGUUCUCUGCCACCAUGCCUCCCAGCGUUGAACGGCUGGCCAGGAAAUAUCUUCGCAACCCUGUUGUG
Molecule: messenger RNA, 3648 nt
Organism: Closterium sp. Naga37s-1
Lineage: Eukaryota; Viridiplantae; Streptophyta; Zygnematophyceae; Desmidiales; Closteriaceae
Source: the annotation of a GenBank genome assembly